AUGGCUUAUGCUACACGUGACGCACUUUGGGUGCUGGUGGCAGUGAAAAUUCUGCCACCUGUUACCCAGGGAACUCCUGCGGCUGCAGCAGAGCGGGAGAGGUGUAACUUAACGAGGGACAAGGACAACUACGCCCACGCAAACCCGACCGCUCUAGUCUUGGAUUUGGCAAGGCAGGCGCUGCAGCUCAGUGGUGGGAAGGACAGCUGCUAUAAUAUGAUGCAGUGUGUUGCUGCUGGGCACCAGAUUGUUGCUCUAGCCAAUUUAAGACCUGCUGAAAGCACAGGGCAGAGUGAUGAGUUGGACAGUUAUAUGUAUCAGACAGUAGGACACCAAGCCAUUGACCUGUAUGCUGAUGCAAUGGAUUUGCCACUCUAUCGUUGCUUCAUUAAAGGCACCAGUGUUAAUACUGGACGAGUGUACACCACGUGUGAGGGAGAUGAGGUCGAAGACCUUUACCGCCUUUUGAAACUUGUUAAGGAUGAGGAAGGAGUGGAGGGUGUCUCUGUGGGAGCCAUUCUUUCUGAUUACCAGCGAAUUCGAGUGGAAGAUGUAUGCAGAAGGCUUAAUCUUCAGCCGUUAGCUUAUCUUUGGCGCCGGAACCAGGAAAUUUUACUUAAAGAAAUGAUAUCAUCCAACAUUCAAGCCAUAAUCAUAAAAGUGGCAGCUUUUGGUUUAGAUCCAGAUAAGCAUCUAGGAAAAACAUUGGAUCAAAUGGAGCCCCUCCUUUUGGAGCUUUCAGAGAAAUAUGGAGUCCAUGUUUGCGGAGAAGGUGGAGAAUAUGAAACAUUCACUCUGGACUGCCCUCUGUUUAAGAAGAAAAUAGUUGUGGAUUCAUCAGAAGUGGUUUUACAUUCAGCUGAUGCGUUUGCACCUGUGGCUUACCUUCAUUUUUUAAAAUUACACUUGGAGAAUAAGGAGGGAGCUUCAGACCCGCUGAUGAUCAGUAGCUGUUCCUGUGAGCUAAACUGCAAUGAUGUCAAUAUUUUACCUUUGUCAGAAGAGGAUGAACCACAGAAAAUCCUUCCCGUUGUCUGGAAGUCUAGCAUAAAACAUAAUUCUCUGAAUUUCACUAAGACAUUUGGAAGUUCAGGAAAAUCCCCUUGUGGUUACCAAUGGUUUUCAGGUUUCACUGCCCAUUUUCUUCCAUCAGAAGGCAAAAGUGUUCAAGAUGCAGCAAAGGAAACAUUUUCUUCUCUCCAAGCUAAUGUGACUUCAGAGGGAUUUAAAUUGAAAGAUAUUAUUUUGGUACAUCUAUAUAUGAAGAGCAUGAAUGAUUUCACUGCUAUAAAUUCAGCUUAUGUGGCAGAAUUUGAUUUGUGUCCACCAGCAAGAGUAUGUGUAGAGACGCUGUUACCCGAUGGAGUGUGA
Messenger RNA from Tinamus guttatus (white-throated tinamou), 1371 nucleotides. Lineage: Eukaryota; Metazoa; Chordata; Aves; Tinamiformes; Tinamidae. The record is from RefSeq and is a predicted model, not a curated record.